Molecule: messenger RNA, 2317 nt
Organism: Durio zibethinus
Lineage: Eukaryota; Viridiplantae; Streptophyta; Magnoliopsida; Malvales; Malvaceae
Product: heat shock cognate 70 kDa protein 2
Molecular function (GO): ATP binding; ATP-dependent protein folding chaperone
Source: RefSeq, a predicted model, not a curated record
UUUCCGCUUGUUCGGCCACUUGAAACCCUAGCUGUUUCUCCUGUUAACUCGUUUUUCUUUUUAUUCUUUGUUCUCUCUAUAUUUUUUUUCGUCGACACAACAAAAGAAAAGUUAUGGCUGGUAAAGGAGAAGGUCCAGCGAUCGGAAUCGAUCUCGGAACCACUUAUUCUUGCGUUGGCGUUUGGCAACAUGAUCGUGUUGAGAUCAUCGCCAACGAUCAAGGUAACAGAACGACGCCGUCUUAUGUGGGCUUUACCGACACCGAGCGUUUGAUCGGCGAUGCAGCAAAGAACCAGGUCGCCAUGAACCCCGUGAACACCGUCUUCGAUGCAAAGAGGUUGAUUGGACGUAGAUUCAGUGAUGCAUCUGUUCAGAGUGAUACUAAAUUGUGGCCAUUCAAGGUCAUCGCUGGACCUGGUGACAAACCCAUGAUCAUUGUUAAUUACAAGGGUGAGGAGAAGCAAUUUGCUGCGGAGGAGAUCUCUUCUAUGGUACUCAUGAAGAUGCGUGAAAUUGCUGAGGCUUACCUUGGCUCUACUGUUAAGAAUGCCGUGGUUACUGUCCCUGCAUACUUCAAUGACUCUCAGCGUCAGGCAACAAAGGAUGCUGGUGUCAUUGCUGGUCUUAAUGUCAUGCGUAUUAUUAAUGAACCCACGGCUGCAGCCAUUGCUUAUGGUCUUGACAAGAAGGCUACCAGUGUUGGCGAAAAGAAUGUCUUGAUCUUUGAUCUUGGUGGUGGUACUUUUGAUGUCUCUCUUCUUACCAUUGAAGAGGGUAUCUUUGAGGUGAAGGCCACUGCUGGAGACACUCACCUUGGAGGUGAAGAUUUUGAUAACAGAAUGGUGAACCACUUUGUGCAGGAGUUCAAGAGAAAGAACAAGAAGGACAUUAGUGGUAACCCCAGAGCUCUUAGGAGAUUGAGGACAGCUUGUGAGAGGGCAAAGAGAACUCUGUCAUCCACUGCCCAAACCACCAUUGAGAUUGACUCCUUGUACGAGGGUAUUGACUUUUACUCAACAAUCACCCGUGCCAGAUUUGAGGAACUUAACAUGGAUCUGUUCAGAAAGUGUAUGGAACCCGUUGAGAAGUGUUUGAGGGAUGCCAAGAUGGACAAGAGCACUGUCCAUGAUGUUGUGCUUGUUGGUGGUUCUACUAGAAUUCCGAAGGUUCAGCAGCUUUUGCAGGAUUUCUUCAAUGGAAAGGAGCUCUGCAAGAGCAUCAAUCCCGAUGAGGCUGUUGCCUACGGUGCUGCAGUCCAAGCUGCUAUCUUGAGUGGUGAGGGUAAUGAGAAGGUGCAGGAUCUCUUGCUCUUGGAUGUCACCCCCUUGUCCCUUGGUUUGGAAACUGCCGGUGGUGUCAUGACGGUUUUGAUUCCAAGAAACACCACAAUUCCCACCAAGAAAGAACAGGUCUUCUCUACCUACUCCGACAACCAGCCUGGUGUGUUGAUCCAGGUCUAUGAAGGUGAGAGAACAAGGACUAGAGAUAACAACUUGCUUGGUAAAUUCGAGCUCUCUGGUAUACCACCAGCUCCUAGGGGUGUUCCACAGAUCACAGUGUGCUUUGACAUUGAUGCUAACGGUAUCUUGAACGUGUCUGCUGAGGACAAAACCACUGGGCAAAAGAACAAAAUCACCAUUACAAAUGACAAGGGAAGGCUUUCCAAGGAGGAAAUUGAGAAGAUGGUUCAGGAGUCAGAGAAAUACAAGUCUGAGGAUGAAGAGCACAAGAAGAAGGUCGAGUCCAAGAACGCAUUGGAAAACUAUGCUUACAACAUGAGGAACACAGUGAGGGAUGAGAAGAUUGGUGCCAAACUUCCUCCAGCAGAUAAGAAGAAGAUCGAAGAUGCAAUCGAGCAGGCCAUCCAAUGGCUAGACAGCAACCAACUUGCCGAGGCAGAUGAAUUUGAAGACAAGAUGAAGGAAUUGGAGAGUAUCUGCAACCCCAUCAUUGCAAAGAUGUACCAGGGCGCUGGUGGUGACAUGGGUGGCGGCAUGGAUGAGGAUGUCCCAGCUGGUGGAAGCGGUGCUGGCCCAAAGAUUGAGGAAGUGGACUAAGAAAUUUAACCUAUGUCUUUUAUAUGCUUCUCAAUUAUUUCUAUCUCUUAGGUGUUGUUUUUUUCCUUUUUUUUUUUCAAUGAAUCGGAUUUAAACGAUCAUUUUCUGGCUUCCGACCCCUUUGAGUAUUUUGUCCAAAGCCAGUUUUAAAAAUUUUAAGCAUCCUGUUAUUCUUGUUUUGGAAACAGGUGCUAUUGCCAGGUCGCCUGAACUUCAAUAAAGGUUUUUAUUGCCCAACUAUUUGGUGGUUUUAGUUUUGA